AUGCCGCAACCAGCGCCCCCGCCAGAGCUCAACAUCCCAGCGUCAAAGCAUACAGUUGAUGUCUCCAUCAUUGACACCACAGGAUUCGUCGGUAAUAUGCCAGUGCACCUCUUCAUGAACCCUGUGCUUCCUGGAUACGACAAGAUCAAGGCAGUCUGCUACGCCUUCUCCAUCAAGCAUAGCAAUCCGGAGCAACCGAGCAAGUACGACCACUUGCUUUUCGAUCUCGGGCUCAGAAAAGACGUCGAAAACGCCCCCAAGUCCAUUGUCGACGGCGCAAAGCAAGGAGGUUGGGACCUCAAGGUUGAGAAGAAUGUCGCCGAUAUCUUGCAGGAGAAUGGGGAUGGCCCGGCGAAGGUCGGCGGCAUCAUCUGGAGCCAUUACCAUUUCGACCAUACCGGCGACCCGCAGACUUUCCCAUCAUCCACCGACCUCAUCGUAGGACCGGGCUUCAAGGAACGCUUUAUACCUGCUUUCCCAACCGUCGAGGACAGCCCGGUCGAUGAGCGCGCGUGGAAAGACCGCAAUCUGCGUGAGAUCGACUUCGCUACCGAAGGGAAAGGCCUCAAGCUAGGCCAGUACGACGCUUUCGACUUCUACGGCGACGGUAGCUUCUACCUAAUCAACUCGCCCGGCCAUGCAACAGGCCAUAUGUGCGGUCUGGCACGCACCUCCGCGGACCCGCCCGAGUUCAUCAUGAUGGGGGGCGACAUAGCGCACCACGGCGGCGAAUUCAGACCUACGCAAUGGCUGCCACUGCCCGAAAACAUUCAGCCAAAUCCUACCGUACCGCCAUAUACGAAGGAUGCUCCUGUCUGCCCAGGAGCCUUGUUCGAAGCCAUACAUCCGACUCACAGCUCGACGGAGCCGUUCAUGCACCCGAACGGCUCGUUCCACGACGACAAGGAGGUAGCAAUGAAGAGUGUAGGCCAUUUCCAGGAGUUCGAUGCUAACGACAAUAUCAUGGCUAUCAUUGCUCACGAUACGAGCAUCUUCGACCUGGUCGAGAAGUACCCCAAGCCUGCGAACGGCUGGCGGCAGAAGGGCUGGAAGGAGCAGGGUAGGUGGCAGUUCUUGAAUGACUUUGACACCAGUGUUGGGAAAGGAAAGGAGGGUUGA
Molecule: messenger RNA, 1119 nt
Organism: Anthostomella pinea
Lineage: Eukaryota; Fungi; Ascomycota; Sordariomycetes; Xylariales; Xylariaceae
Source: the annotation of a GenBank genome assembly